AUGGAAAACACCAAGAUCGUUAAGGGAGCUGAUGGAGCCGUUCUGCGCCGCCCUGGGCAGAUCCUGGAGAGGUGGCGAGAGUACUACAUCCACUUGUGUAACGAAGAGUUCUGUCAUCCUCCGAUCCCAACUGUUCUCAGCGUCGAGGGUCCUGUUCUACCAAUUACUGCCGUCGAAGUCAGUGCUGCCCUCGCAAAAAUGAAGUCGAACAAGGCAACCGGUCCUGAUGACAUACCUUCUGAUGCCUGGAAGUUGCUAGGAGAUCGAGGGUCCGUGUAG
Molecule: messenger RNA, 279 nt
Organism: Necator americanus (New World hookworm)
Lineage: Eukaryota; Metazoa; Nematoda; Chromadorea; Rhabditida; Ancylostomatidae
Exons: 1
Coding region: 1-279 (92 amino acids)
Source: RefSeq, a predicted model, not a curated record